AUGAUUCAUCGACUGUCCAGAUGCUUACGGCGACCAACUGCUCGACGGUUGUGCUCGACUUUGGAUGUUGCAAAUAACCAUGAGAGUCCAGUCUCGAGAUACGUCGGUCAGCCUUCAUUCUACAGUCACCCUCAUCUGUUGGAUUCGAACGAAGUGACCGUUGGCUUGACGAAGACCGAAUACGCUGACCGACGGUAUACGUUGUUGCGAAGCUUGCGCAGGGAGAGCGGUUUGCGAGCCUCGUCGUCAGCCACUCACCUGGUCAUUGUGCCGGCUGCGUCUACACUCUACUCGGCACCGGACGUGCCUUUCGUUUUCCGUCAGGACUCGGACUUUUCGUACCUGUGCGGUUUCCAGGAACCGGACAGUCUACUGGUGAUGUACAAUGAGGGCGAGAAGUUCGUAUCUGCGAUGUUCGUCGCCGAGCGCGACCCGACGUCCGAAAUGUGGCAGGGUCUAAAGGCAGGUGUCGAUGGCGCGGUGCAGUUGACCGGCUUCCUCGCCCGGCACAGCAAAACGUUGCCCGUAGUGUGGUUGAACAGAAAUCCGAUCUGUAAACUCAACCAGCGUCUUGGUCCGGUGCUCGACUCGCUGCGCAUGUUUUCGGUGACCAGCCUCAACCCAAAUAAGGCUAUUCAAGAAAUGCGCUGGGUGAAGUCGGAAGCUGAAAUGAAACUGAUGCGCAAGGCAUCACUCAUCGGCUGUCAAGCGCUCACAGAGACCAUGCGUUAUUCGACGAUGACCAACGAAGAGUCGCACCUAAACGCCAAGAUGGACUUCGAAUGUCGCUGCUUGGGCGCCGAUCGUUUGGCCUACCCGCCGGUCGUAGCCGGUGGCAAUCGUGCCAACACCAUUCAUUACCUGGACGCUAACCAGCGAGUGUUACCUGGCGAACUUCUGUUGAUGGACGCCGGGUGCGAGGUAGGCGGCUACGUUUCGGACAUCACUCGCACAUGGCCCAUAUCUGGCCGUUUCAAUCCCCACCAAGCUGCGCUUUACGAGUGUCUUUUGGAGGUACAACAGCUGAUCAUUGCCAAGCUGCAGAGUCAUGAAUUGAACACGCUGCGCAACAUGUACUUCGAGAUGCUGGUUCAGCUUGGCGGUCGAUUGAAACGCUUGGGUGUCAUACCGUCGCAUCUGGCUGAUCCGGAAACCGUAGCAGAGGUAGAAAAGAUCUGCCCUCAUCAUGUCGGCCAUUACCUUGGCAUGGACGUUCAUGAUACGGAGGACAUUCCGAAAAGCAGACCGUUCGUUCCUGGCGUGGUCGUUACCGUAGAACCGGGCCUGUAUUUUCCUGCUGAUAAUACCAGGUUUCCAAAAGAGUUCCGAGGCAUGGGUAUGAGGAUUGAAGAUGACGUCGCGUUUACCGAUACGUCUGCUGAAGUCCUGACCAAAAGUUGUCCAAAACGCAUAAACGCUAUAGAAGAAGUGUUACAUUGCUGA
Molecule: messenger RNA, 1443 nt
Organism: Soboliphyme baturini
Lineage: Eukaryota; Metazoa; Nematoda; Enoplea; Dioctophymatida; Soboliphymatidae
Source: the annotation of a GenBank genome assembly